This is a messenger RNA of Stylophora pistillata, 2809 nucleotides long. RefSeq lists its product as uncharacterized. The record is from RefSeq and is a predicted model, not a curated record. Lineage: Eukaryota; Metazoa; Cnidaria; Anthozoa; Scleractinia; Pocilloporidae.
CCUAUUAAGGCGGGGGUAAACCUGAAAUUUGCUCCAAAACUGAGUUUUUUGUUUUCCUCGGAAUUUGCAGCUUUGGGUAUUAAACUUUGCUAUGGAAAAAUAAUUUUCCACUUAUUUUCACUAUUUUUGCCUUUUUGAGCGAUUUUAAAAUUCCCGCUCUGACUAAUGGCGUGGUUACCAUGGCAACGAGAAGAGCAUUUUUUAAUUUUUCAGUUGUUUAUAACGUGUUUUUCUGGCAACCAAGCUCCAAACGGGCAGGAUUUAUCGAGAGAUACUUCAUUUAGUCUUAUCUGAAGGGUUUUCUAGGGUCAAAACCAUUAUGGGAUAGAUUUAGAGGCAGUUUUGGUCGACUGUGACACUCAGUGUACUCGGAGCAAUCAAAGGAAAAGUUAUAAUCAAAGGAGAAGUUAUAUCGAAAAUGGUCGGAGAGAAAAGUAGAUCUGUCUACAGGAAGAAAAGAAAGAGAUAUUUUUCUGGAAGGCGAAAACAGAAAGAAGAGUCUGAAGAAACAGCUCCUGAUGUUUACGAAAUCGCCGCCUCAACUCCGAGCACUUCGCGGGAUGAAAAUCAGCUCUCCGACUCGGACUCUAAAGAAACCGUUGGUUCCUCAAGAAAGAAAAUGAAAUAUGCCGACGAGGAGCUUCUUUUAGACAGCACUGAUGAAGAGUAUACCUUCAAUACCGAGGAAAGCGAGGAAUAUAGAUUAAUAAAUGUGAAAAAUUUAUCCACGGCCCUCUCUAAGGCACACGUGUGUGAGAAAGGCACCUUAACUCUUGAGGAAGAUAAAAGUGCAAGAGCAGGGCUGAUGUCACAGUUUUCCCUUCAGUGCAGUUCCUGUGAGGAAUCCAGUCCGCUUCCAACAUCCAGUGGUGUGACCCAGCGAGGGAAAUCCUAUGACAUUAACCGCCGAGUUGUCUACCAUGCUAUAGAGAGUGGCUGUGGUUAUGAAGGCCUUGCCACAUUCUGUGGUAUAAUGAACAUGCCUUGCCUUUCUAAGCCUGCCUACUACAAACAAGUGGACAACAUCCUGGAAGCUCUUGAGGAUGAAGCAAAGGAUGACAUGAGAAAAGCUGGAGAGAGACUUCGGCAGCAGAUUUUGGAAGAAAACCCAGAAAAAGAUCUGGAUGAUACUCUGGAUGCUGUUGUAAGUUUUGAUGGCACUUGGGCCAAACGAGGGUUUACCUCAUUAACUGGAGUGGUUUUUGUCAUUUCAGUGGACACUGGUGAAGUUUUGGACUACCAUGUCCUUUCAAAGGCAUGUCAGAAAUGUGCUUUAAAUAAAGCAAAAUGUGUAAAUGAGGAAGAAUUUGAGGAGUGGUUGUUGGAACAUGAGUGUGACAUAAACUUUGCUGGUAGCUCACCAGCAAUGGAGUGUGAAGGAGCUGUAGUCUUGUGGGAAAGGUCAUUGGAACGUCACAACCUGAGGUACAGAUGGAUGGUGAGCGAUGGUGAUAGCAAGGCCUUUAAUUCUGUGGAAAAUAUUUAUGGUGAAAUCAAAGUUGAGAAAUUAGACUGCGUGGGACAUGUCCAAAAAAGGAUGGGCAAACAUCUGUUGAACCUGAAGGCUAGAACUAAAGGGAAACUAGCUGAUGGCAAACCUAUUGGUGGUAUAGGGAGACUGUCUGACACAAGAAUAAAGAAGUUCCAGAAAGAUUAUGGACUUGCAAUUCGGCAAAAUACCAUCAGGAAAUCCAAUCCAGGAAGAAGGGAGGUGGAGGUUGCAGUUUAUGGAAUGAAAAAAAACAUUAUUGCAAUACUCCAUCACAAUGUUGAGUCAAAUGACCCAGCCAAACAGCAUCGAUUUUGUCCACCAGGGGAAUCCUCUUGGUGUAAAUGGAAGCAAGACAAAGCAACAGGAACAUCUACAUACAGUAGUGGUAACUGUUUGCCAGAUGUCUUUCUUGAUGUCUUGAAACCCACUUUUAUGACUCUAAGUGACUCGAAAUUGCUAGAGAGGUGUGUGUUGGGAACAACACAAAAUCCCAAUGAGUGUGUUAACUCAAUGGUGUGGGUACGGUGUCCUAAACAUAAACACCAUGGUGCAAAAGUAAUUCGGUGUGCUGCAGCAUCAGCAGUCUGCCACUACCAUAAUGGAGCUUCUAGUAGGCUAAAAAUCAUGGAGAGGCUUUGUAUCCCUGGUGGUGUUUGUACAAGAGUGGCAACACAUGCAAAAGACAGUAAAAGAUUGGCUAAGUCCGAUUUGCAGGUUAUGCAGAAGGAAAAGAGACGGCGUCAAGGGGAGCGACUUCUGAGGACUCGUCGAGAGGAAGCCCUUCGAGAAGCUGAAGGAGUUACUUAUGAACCAGGAUGUUUUUAAAUUACUUUUAGAUACUCCUGUGGACAAAAUAUGGACACUUGGGCCACUAUAGUGGUUACAUAUUGUAAAAAAUUAAGUUUGAUUGCUAUCUGUAAGUUUAAAGGCCAUUUUAUCAUUACGCAAUAAUUUUGUCUUCUAGAAAAGAUAUCUUGACAACAAUUUAUCCAAUUGAUCUGAAAUUUUCAGCAUUUGUUCCUUUUAAUAAGUUUUGUGUUAUAAGCAGAGCAAUUUUCCAUAUGAUGUAUGUACUUAAAGUUAUGAAGUGAAACACCCCUCUGAUUUUCCAUGUCAAAUUUAAUUGAUCAUCAUUUAAAAUGUUUUCAACAUAUUAGAAAUCCCUCUGCUUAUAACAGUAAGCAACAUGUCUUCUUUGAAUUGAUACUAAAAACGUUAUUUUUCAUUAAUUCCAGAAGGAGUUAUCUUUUCUUAAGUAACCCCUGGUAGAACCCAGCAGGGAGCUCAAUUAAAUGAGUGGUAUCCUAUUACAAUUGA